GCAUGUGUAUUUGUAAUGCCUGAGUGCCACCCCACUGCCUGCUUGCUGCGUCAGUGUGCAUGCCUGUUCCGCUGGCUAACAACGUUUGGUUUGGUUUCAGAAGACAGGAAGCUCUUUGUGGGGAUGCUGGGGAAGCAGCAGAGCGAAGACGAUGUCAGGCGGCUGUUUGAACCCUUUGGCCAGAUCGAAGAGUGCACCAUCCUCAGAGGGCCCGACGGAGCCAGCAAAGGAUGUGCCUUUGUAAAAUACGGGAGCCAUGGGGAGGCCCAGGCAGCCAUCAACAGCCUGCACGGCAGCCAGACCAUGCCGGGAGCCUCCUCCAGCCUGGUGGUGAAGUUUGCAGACACAGACAAGGAAAGGACUUUGAGGCGGAUGCAUCAGAUGGCAGGACAACUGGGAAUCUUCAACCCGAUGACCAUCCAGUUUGGAGCAUAUGGGGCAUAUACGCAAGCGAUAAUGCAGCAGCAGGCAGCCCUGAUGGCUGCAGCACAAGGGACCUGCCUGAACCCCAUGGCAGCCAUCGCCGCAGCCCAAAUGCAGCAGAUGGCGGCCUUUAACGUCAGCGGACUAGUUGCUGCUCCUAUGACCCCCUCAUCAGGUACAAGCACACCUCCAGGGAUCAGCACAGCGCCCGUCCCCAGCAUAGCCACGCCCAUUGGGGUGAAUGGGUUCAGCCCCCUCCCACCACAGACCAAUGGGCAGCCAGCAUCCGAGACCAUUUACACCAAUGGAAUCCAUCCGUACCCAGCUCAAAGUCCCACUGUGGCAGAUCCCCUCCAACAAGCCUACGCAGGCAUGCAGCACUAUGCAGCAUACCCAGCAGCCUAUGCACCUAUCAGCCAGGCCUUUCCCCAGCAAGCGCCCAUCAUUCCACAGCAGCAGAGAGAAGGUCCCGAAGGAUGUAACCUGUUUAUUUAUCACCUGCCCCAGGAGUUCGGAGAUGCGGAGCUCAUGCAGAUGUUUUUGCCUUUUGGCAAUGUCAUCUCUGCCAAAGUCUUUGUUGAUCGUGCCACCAACCAAAGUAAAUGCUUUGGUUUCGUCAGUUUUGACAAUCCAACUAGUGCUCAGGCAGCCAUUCAGGCCAUGAACGGCUUCCAGAUCGGCAUGAAGAGGCUAAAGGUCCAACUAAAGCGGCCAAAAGAUGCCAACAGACCCUACUGACCCCUGCUCACCCUGGCCCUGCAAACAGGUUGGAUGCCCUGCAGCGUAUGAAGAGUAUUCUCCCUUUUCCCAAGUGCAGUAUCCAAACUUGUAACUCUCUUUCUUUGCAACAUAUCAUGGAGGAGGUGGAAGCGAAGGAGGAGAAGAAAUGCUGGCGAAAAAGAGAGCCAUUGUGGUUGUAUCUUCUUUUUAUUUUUUAAGUUUUGAAUCAGUUUUGUUUGUUUCUUAACAAGAAAGAAAAAUACACAGUGAUGUUGGAGAAAAGACAAACAGGUGCAGAUAUUUGCUGAAUCAGACUAUGAAACGGUGGCUGCUGGAGAAGACUUUGAAUUCCUCGCAAGGAGAGAGGUGGGAUUCUUGGAAGGAAAAACAAACCAAUCUAGGAUUAAGAGCUAGGACAGCUCAUUCAUGAGGAUGAACCCUACCUUUUUAAAGCACUCAUUUGCUGCUACAAGUUUCAAAGGAGGAACUAGGAAAGAGGAUCCAAAUGGAUAUAAACCAAAGCCAGUGGGAUUGGACCAGGCGUGUAUGUUUCACCUGGAUAACGUUUUGUUUUAAAAGGGAAAGAGAAAUUGAUUUUUUCCAUAUCUGGCUGGAAAAAAAGAAAUCAAAGGCUAAGCGCAUGUUGGACUUAUAGAAGAGAUAUAUAAAUACGUUUAUAUAUAUAUAUAUAUAUAUAUAUAUAUAUAUAGACAGACACACACACACCAUGGAGCAGGGUGGGGGGGAUGCGCUCCUCUCCUUGCUUGUCACUGGCACAGGGACAUAGGAUUUACUUCUUUCAAAGUCAUAUCAUUCCUUAGAGUUUAGGGACCAAAGGACUACUGCUUUUUUAAAUAUAUAUAUAAAUAAAUUAAUUUAACAAAAAAACAAAGAAAAAAGGUAGAAGUAUCACGUAACAGCUGCGAGCGUUUCAAAAAGAAACACAAAUAGAGGGAAACUAGAAAGAGCUUUGUUUACCGUGUCGUGUGUUCCAGUGGCCCAGCGACUGCAUAGGCUGUAGGAGCCCAAGGGUCCGGAUAGCUGGGAAGUUUUUCCAAGGCUGUGGAAAGUGAAAUCGUGGCACUUCUGUCAUGGCAACUUCUUCUCGCACCCCUGUCCCACCCCAGACAAAAACAUAGAAAUUAAGAUCUUGGCUGGUAAGUAGAGCUGGUCGAAAGAUCCAAUUUUGCCUCCACCAAGAACAUGGAAGAAAUCAUUCUAUUUGAAAUUGUUAAUGGAAGAUUUGGGUUUUACCGAAGGAAAAAUUUUAAACAAAGCAAAGAUGUUUGUUUCAAAGGGAAAUUUUCAUUUUGUUUUGAGUUCUUGAGAAAUUGAAAAUUCCAUCCAAAUUGGCCUGUUUUCACCACACAUUUCAAUUUUGAUUAAACUCCCUUUGUGACAAAAAACGAUUUUGGUUGAGAAAUGUUGACCAGCUCUACUGCUGAGACAAUUAUGAGAAACAUGUUGCAACCUUCGCUAGCUCCUGAGAUAAAUAUGAUCUCCUCGGCCUCUCCUUUACACUGUGUGUGAGAGGUGAAUUGGGGCCAUAACAUUGUACAUCCAAAUCCAACUCUGAGUUACACCAGUGCAUCCCUUGCUGAGGUCACUGCAUUACCUGGGCAUAGCCGAUCAGAAUUUGGUUCGUGGGUUGCAGAUAUAUUAACAUACGAUACCUGAUGCUUCAGCAUAAGACCAUACCAGACUGUGCCAAAUAUGUAUGUGGAGCACACGUCCCCUCCAGGUGCUUACAUGUUUCAAAGGUGAAAACAAAAGAUUUUCUUUCCCGCACACCCUUCACCACCUCUGAGAUUUCCUAUCAGUAGGGCCGAUUUGCUCAAGGUCAGAUAUUUGCAUCAUGGUAUAAAUCUUCCCCUCCAGCGGAUCUCACUGAUCGCUGCAUGCGUCCAAAGGUAAGUGCGGGAGGCUGUUAUUAACUAUAGUGGACCAGACUCUGCACUGAUUUAUAAUCCCAGUGGAGUCAAUUCGAUUGUAUGGGGCAUCCAUCAGAGCAAAGUUUGGCCCAUUGAGUUUAAACAAGGGCUGAAUUCAUCCCUGAGGUAUCAUAUAAUCAUAGAAACGUAGGGCUGGAAGGGACCUCAAGACAUUAUCAAGUCCAGCUCUCCCUCAUGAAAGCAACCUUCAUGUUUCCCCACUUCCAGGCCCAGAACAAAAAAACCAGCAACUUGGCCAUAUAUAAAAAAUAAAACAAGAGAGAGGGCAAACUUCUGAGAGACCAGCAGCCUCUGGGAGAGGUCAGAUUUUACGUGUCAUGGAGAUUUAUAGUCAUAGCAUGAAAAUUUGACUGCACUGGAAUCAGUAGGUGUUUCGCCAUUGACUUCAAUGGGAUCAGGAUUUCACCUGUGGAUUGAAAGGCCAGAAGGGAGUGCAUAACUCAGUGAUUCCUGCAUCGAGCACAAUAAUUUUGCAGAAUGGUAGAAGCAGUUAUCCCCUGCCAUCCAUAAAUACAUAUAUACCAGUGGGCUCUCAAUCACUCUUGUCUCACCCGCCCCUUUACUUCUUUUCUUUGAUGUUCUCCAGGGUGGCUGAAGCUUUGCUACCCUCCUCGCUACCAUUAGAAAGGCCUUGCCUUCAAGUCUGAGAGGAUAUGCAGUCAUGGCCCUUUAAAACUCCCCCUGUCCUGCAGGGAGGGAGUGUCCUUUUUGACAGGAACUCAUUGUUAUUCAAUGGAAUUCACCCUGCAGAGGAGAAACCCCCAGCUAGGACAGAUGGGAUCUUAAAGGGGCCAGACUAUAUAUCCUGUGGGAUCUUAAAGGAGCAGGCCUGUUGCUCUUUGUUUUUAAUUUCUUCACACAUCUGCCACUUCUCUUCUCUUAGUUUCUGUCACAACUCAUGUUUCCCACCGGGCACCAGGCUGUGCUUUCCCCAGUGCCUGAACCUGCCACCUUGCGAGCAGUUGGAAAGAAUCAGCGUUAAGCUUACAAAUAUAGAGGGGAGUGAUUCAGGAUCUAAAACCAUGCCCUGAAUUGUGCUCCAGAGUCAACUCAUGGGAGAGGAGGGCAUUUCUGAAGCCUCAAAAUGAGCACCUUCCUCAGCUGUCUCCAUCCCUGACUCCACAAUGCUUUCACACUCACAGUAGCUAUAAGCGUGCCAAUGCAUGGACCACCUUCUGUUCCCUGCGAGCAUUACCCAGGAGCGUUACCUAGAAGAGUGUUCCUCGACAUGCAGUAUUCCAUCCAUUGUCAUUACCUGUAGGGCUUGGGCUUAUAAGGAACUCUUUGAUCCAGAUCCAUGUAACCAACUGAAAUGCCACAGGAUCCAUUAUGCACCAGCCAAAUGUUCACAGACCUGCUCACUUUAUACUACCAGUGCAUUUACUUGAAUUCACUGCUGCUCUCCUGGGCUAGAUUUAUGGUUUAAGUAGGUGUUAAUUAUCAUGCUGUGUAUGGGAGAUCCUGCUGUCUUUGACCUGUUUAGAACUAAAUUAGACUCUAUUUCAAAAUAAGAUUGUUUGCAGCUAGGCAGGAAGGAAGAGGGGUGUAAGGAAUGGUGCUGUGCACGCACUGCAUGGUUAGAGCAGAGGACUGGGAGUCGGAACUCAUGGCCUUUAUUCCUGACAUUGCUGCAGAUUCAUUGGAUGGGUUAAAAGCUCUGUUUAAAGUCACUGUCCUCACUCUGCCUCAGUUUUAAAAUGGGAAUAAUAAUAGUUCCCUAACUCACAAGACACAUUGUGAGGCACGUUUAAUUGAUGUUUGCAAAGGGCUUUGAGAUCUUUGCAUGCAAUGCACUGUAGAAGUGAAAAAUAUUAUUUUUAUAUAGUGGUCAGAUACUGCAUUACUGGCCCUAGAGUACAUCACUCAAAGCCUUUCAAGAAAACCAGAAUCAUGAACUUGGACGAAAGACCCUUCUACUCCAACAGUACUAAACUAAACCUAUUCUAUUGGAGCAGGAUCCAUCCAUCCAUCCCAUUGCAGCUUUGCCACUGACUUCAACAGGCUCCUACCGUAGGCUGCCCCCAGCCUCAGCCUGCUGUUUGCCCCACUCAAUGUACAAAGAAAAGAAGUAGCUGCCACCUGGAACCAGGUACGGCUCUCACAGUGCUACUGGGGGUAGAAAGAAGCCCAUACUGUUGAGCAUUCAGAUGAGAAUGGAGCUGGUUGACCAAAUGUUUGUGGAAGCACUCUAACCAAAGAGCUUCUAAUGCAGGUAUGCAGAACCAGGCCACUCACAAAACCUAGCUGUUGUUUAGUGCCAAAUGCCAUGCUACUGAGGGUAAAUGCGGUCAGAAAUUCUGUAUUUCUAAGACUAGGGGUUGUCUCCAAACCCUCCUUGGUUUUUUGCAUCUCUCGGGUCAUCUCCUGUCUUACAGUCCCAGACUCUGGGAGUCAUAUUUGAUGCACAGCAUUGAUGAACAUACACCAACAUACUCCACAGCACUCGCACCUUCUUUAGCCUCUCUGGUGCCUGCAGAUACCCCAUAAGGGAGGUGGGCUCUGUGUCUCCUGAGCAAUAUUAACCAAGGGCCAGAUCCUGCUCUCAGCUGCACUGGUGUAACUUCACCCACAUUUGUCCUUCAGUAUCUAGUGACCUGUCAUUUUACAACAUGACUUUUGUGGGUACUGGUUGGCCAUGAAUGGGUUGCCCAAAGCCACAAGGGGAGGAGAGGAGGUCCGAGAUGGAAUUUAGGAAAUGUCCAGCCAAACAGACUAGAUGUGUUUAGUUGCCCUUCACAGCUCACACGCCUUGGUUUGGUCGCUUGGCCACUGGACUCCUUUUUCUGUGAUUCAUUGUUACAUUUCCUAGUGGUUUAGAACAGAAUGCUUUUGUAGAACGUUAGCAUUUAACGUAGGAUAACUCUCCAUUUGAAAACAAAAAAAAAGACAAUCGACUUUAGUGAUCAUGUGAAAGUGACUUUUUUUAAAAAAAAAAUGAAACAAAGCAAAAAAAAAAAACAACCAUACAACAGAGGGGCUUCAAUCAGCAAGUGAUACUCAUAA
Chrysemys picta bellii (western painted turtle) is the source of this 6098-nucleotide messenger RNA. NCBI's taxonomy places the organism in Eukaryota, Metazoa, Chordata, Testudines, Emydidae. The record is from RefSeq and is a predicted model, not a curated record.